This is a messenger RNA of Malus domestica (apple), 1042 nucleotides long. NCBI's taxonomy places the organism in Eukaryota, Viridiplantae, Streptophyta, Magnoliopsida, Rosales, Rosaceae. The record is from RefSeq and is a predicted model, not a curated record.
GGUCCGGGUUUGAUGCUCCAAACUGGUGAGUUUGCUUGAUCCUGGUCAUGAGCAUGGUGAAAUUUUCCGUUGUCUUUUCGUGCCCGAAAACGGUGGAUAAUAGUAGCUUACCACCCGUUCUUCUCUUCUUCUUUUUUUAAGAAAAAAGGGGUGAGUUGGCACAGGAUCCAGAUCACUUGCGACGUCGGUUAUGUCUCAUCUAUAUAAACACAUAAACCACAAUACCGGACACACUCUUCCUUUCACGGUCUCAACCCAAAUAACGCCGAAACCCUAAAAGCAAUCUCUCUCUGCGAUCUCUCCCUCUUUCUCUUUGACGAAGAUGGAGAGCGUAAUACCGAAGAUGGGAAAUCGGAAGACGAAAGAAAUUCUUGGAGAAGGUGAGAAUUCUGAAGGUAGCCGUAGCGAUGUACACCUUACAGAAAAGCAGGAACUUGGAGAGUCAUUGGCUAAACUUCAACUCAAACCGGAAAACACAGGUGGCGCAACCCGGAAUGAGAGUCCUACUUUCGGUCGCUGUGCAGUUUGCCUGAAGGAGGAUGCGCACUGGAGUGACAAAUGCCCGUACCUGAAGCAUGUCCCAGACGGCACUACCAUUGGCCCUCGCUAUGGAAUAGUUUGUACGAUGUGUGGUAAGAUUGGUGGGCACCCUGGCCGCGAUAACUGGGAAGGACGUGCUGAGGAAAAAUAUUGCUUUCAUUGUUUGGAAGAUGGUCUUCACUGGGACAAGGAUUGCCCAAUUUCUCCCUACGACGACACCGACAGCCAAUUAUGUAAACCUAGGCAAGUGCGGGUGGCAGGAGUUGGAGGUUGUGAUGGCCCAAUGUAAGGGACCUAUGUUUAAGUUCUCCCUUUAGUUUUUUUCGUUGAGACAUCACUCAUAAUGUUCGUUCAAUCUUAGUUUUGGAACAAACUUAAAAUUUAAAUGGAGCUGGGCAGAAGGAAAAGAGGUUCCUUUCUCUACCCGGUACCAAAGCUACUUGAACUUCGAAUACCACACCAACUCUCUCAAAUUGUUUUUCAGCUUACUUGAAGAAUUCGU